AGCGCGCUCCUGCUGAUGCCGUCCCGGCCCCGCAGGACCUUCAUGCGCGAUGCCGAGGCCAUCGCCUGCAGCCGGCGCAUGAACAGCCUGACCCUGAACCGGCACACGGAGAUCCUGGAGAUCCUGGAGAUCCCGCAGCUCAUGGACACCUGCGUCCGUAAUGGCUACUACGAGGAGACUCUGGAGCUCACGGCCUACGUGCGCAGGCUGGAGAGGAAGCACAGCAGCAUCCCCGUUAUCCAGGGCAUCGUGGACGAGGUGCGCCAGUCGGCCCAGCUGAUGCUGACCCAGCUGAUCCAGCAGCUGCGCACCAACAUCCCGCUGCCCGCCUGCCUGCGCCUCAUCGGCUUUCUGCGCCGCAUGGACGUGCUGACCGAGGCCGAGCUGCGCCUCAAGUUCCUGCAGGCGCGGGACGCCUGGCUGCGCUCCAUCCACGCCUCCAUCCCCGAGCACGACCCCUACCUGCACAUCACCAAGACCAUCGAGGCCUGCCGCGUGCACCUGUUCGACGUCAUCACCCAGUACCGCGCCAUCUUCUCGGACGAGGAGCCGCUGGUGCCGGCCGAGGGCGCGGCGCCGGCCGAGGGGGCCAUCUUCCACGGCUGGGUGCUGCAGAAGGUCUCCGAGUUCCUGCGGACGCUGCAGCGCGACCUGGAGCGCGGCGUGGGCGGCCGGCUGGACUCGCUGCUGGGCCAGUGCAUGUACUUCGGGCUGUCCUUCAGCAGGGUGGGCGUGGAUUUCCGUGGGCAGCUGGCCCCCCUCUUCCAGCGCGUGGCUGCCGAGGCCUUCAGGAAGGCGGUGGAGGAGGCAGUGGAGAAAUUCCGAGAGGAGAUGAAUUCCUACACGCUGAUCUCGGCGCCGGCCGUGCUGGGGGGCAGUGCAGCGGUGCCGGUGCCCACAGCCCAGCCUGGGACGCUGCAGCCCCCCAUGGUGCUGCUGGACUUCCCACCCCUCGCCUGCUUCCUCAAUGGGCUCCUCGUUGCCUUCAAUGACCUGCGGCUCUGCUGCCCCAUCGCCCUGGCGCAGGACGUCACCGCCUGCCUGGACAGUGCCCUUGGUGAGGUGACCAAAACCAUCCUGGCCUUCCACCGUGCAGAGGAGGCAGCUUUCAGCGGGCGGGAGCAGGAGCUCUUUAUCCAAUUUUGCACAGCCUUCCUGGAGGACCUGCUGCCCUUCCUGAACCGCUGCCUCCAGGUGCUUUUCCCUCCAGCACAGAUUGCGCAGGCACUGGGUGUCCCUCCCACGCAGCUGCAGCGUUUUGGCCCCCGGCGGCUGGCGGCGGCGCUGGCGGCCGGGCUGCGGAGCAGGCCGUGCCUGGGGCUCAGCGCUCCGCAGCUCGGGGUGCCGCUCAGGGUGUUCGCCGCAGAGCUGCCGCCCGCCCGCUGCGCCCGGUACCCGCCGGCGCUGCGCCAAGCGCACGGCAUCGAGCCCUUCCCGCUCCGCGUCCUCGUCAACCCCGCGCUCCGCGUCCUCGACACCCGACUCGUCACCGGCCCCGAGGGCUGCGCCAGCAUCCACGGCUUCUCCGCCUACGUCCCGCGGCACUGGGCCGUUCACGUCUCCGGCGUGGACGAGUGCGGGGUGCCGGUGAGCUGGGAGGCGUCGGGCUGGGCCGCCCGGAUCAUCCAGCACGAGAUGGACCACCUGGAUGGGAUCCUGUACAUCGACCGCAUGGACCCCCGCACCUUCACCAACGUCAGCUGGAUGGAGCUGCUGGACUGACCCCACUUCGCCCACAAGCGCCUGCCCUGCCCCUGGUGAAAGAACCAGCGCAGCUCUGGGGGCUCCCACUCAGCUUUAUUGCAGCCAAUACAGACCUGUGGCCUCAGCGUGCCUCUGGCCCUUCCUGCCCACACUCCCCGGGGCACCGGGAAUUCCUUUGAGGGUCUAGUGACAACCUGCUGCCAAGGCUGUGCAGGGGAGGGGCAAAGAGGGGAUCCUCCCCUGUGGGGCUUGUGGUCACGGUGUGGGCAGCAGCUGGGCACAGCACAGGGGAUGGGGCUGGGGGCAGUGAGGCUGAGCGGAGCCCAGGGACUGCACAGGAGGACAUGGGGUGUGGGCUGGCGGGUAUCAUCAGCUGGUGGCUGCUCCAUCCAAGUAGCCCCUGCUGUAGGCACAAAUCCCUGUCUGAGAUGGUUGGAGUGUGAGGAACCCCCAGCCCCUUGGGACAGGCAGAGGCCUUGGCCCUGGGUCAUUGCAUUUUGGGGGGUGGGAGGCUGGGCUGAGCCCCCUAAUGUGGUCAGAGCCCUUGGGGAGUGGCUGGGCACUGGCUGAAGCUCUCCAGAUUGUUUUUAUUUUCAUAUAAACAAGACAGAACCCAAAGCAGCAUUAAGUUAAAAAAUAAAAAAGAGCAGGAAGAAGAGUGGGGUG
Ficedula albicollis (Collared flycatcher) is the source of this 2370-nucleotide messenger RNA. RefSeq names its product component of oligomeric golgi complex 8 (gene COG8). The record is from RefSeq and is a predicted model, not a curated record. Gene Ontology annotation, biological process: intra-Golgi vesicle-mediated transport. The transcript is spliced from 7 exons. NCBI's taxonomy places the organism in Eukaryota, Metazoa, Chordata, Aves, Passeriformes, Muscicapidae. Bases 16 to 1722 code for a protein of 568 amino acids. Gene Ontology annotation, molecular function: peptide deformylase activity. Gene Ontology annotation, cellular component: COG complex.